AACUCUUCACUCAUCAAAGCAUCACACAAACACAACACACUCACAUACACAUUCUCUCUUCUCUUCAUUUUCUUAGAUCUUUAGCUCAUUUUCUACUUAUUCAAAUGGCCACCGUCGAGGUUGAACAUGUGACUCCAGCACCAGCUGAGAACGUUGAGGUACCAACACCAAAGACUGUGGAGCCGGAGGAAGCUGCCGUCGUUGAAGCCGUCACUGAGUCCGCUCCAGCUCCGGUAACAGAAACCGAAGCACCUGUCGAAGUAACGACUAAAGACUUGGUCGUUGAAGAAACAGAGAAACCAACCGAAGAAACAGAGGAGAAGAAAACAGAGGAAGCUCCAGUUGAAACUCCAGAGGUUGUAGAGAUCAAGAAAGAGGAAGAAGCUCCGGUCGAGACUCCCGCUGUUGUGGAGGAAGAGAGCAAAACAGAGGAAGUCGUAGAGACGAAACAAGAGGAAGAAGUAGAAGAAAAGAAGACAGAAGAAGCUCCAGUGGUUGUCGAGGAGGAAGAGAAGAAGCCAGAAGCAGAGGAGGAGAAACCCACUGAAGUAGCCGCCGUGGAAGCCGUCGUCGCAGCUCCGGUGGAGAAGGCUGAUGAGUAAAGUUUGAAGUGAAAAAACUGUCUUCUGAAAGACAGAAGAAGAAGAAAAAAGUUAGCAAGUAAACUAUUUGUUACUUUAAGUACUGUGUCUUGUUUUGUUGUCGAGUCUAUGACUCUUCUUGCCUUUGUUUUUACUCAAUUCUCUUAUGUUACUAUCAAUGGUUAUCAUUUUAAAUAAGAUAUACAUUAUUUUA
This is a messenger RNA of Capsella rubella, 795 nucleotides long. RefSeq names its product major latex allergen Hev b 5. Lineage: Eukaryota; Viridiplantae; Streptophyta; Magnoliopsida; Brassicales; Brassicaceae. Bases 105 to 602 code for a protein of 165 amino acids. The transcript is spliced from 2 exons. The record is from RefSeq and is a predicted model, not a curated record.